CCACUGCAGCCUCACCUCAUUACUGGGCCAAGAAGCCUCUGCUAGGACUGGGACCCAGGGCUCCUCAGCCACAGAAAGUGGGAUUUAACCUCGAGCCUGGGAAGCUGCUUGUCGGGGCAGCUGUGGGAGUAAAGUGCCUCUCUCAGCGGUCCCUGCUGACGGCAAGGCUAAACGUAGGCAGUGGAUGCCAGCUGCUCGUGUGUCCUCUGGCCAGAGCCUCUGUCUGCCCCUUCCGCCUGCAGGGCCUUGUUGCCAGCGUCUGUGAGGCAGCCUGGUGAAUGGUAGUGCCAGCUCAGUGCAGAGUGGUACCUCCAGCCCUGAGCUCUUAGCCGAGUGCAAGAAGCUUUUCUCCUUUGGGGAAAGAAUGUCGGGGGGUCGAUGCUGGGAAUGGAGUUGGAAGAGGGGGCAUGGAAGGAGCGGGAGCCUGAGAAGCUCGGAGAAAGCUGGGUGCAGGUUCCCCCUUUCCUCACCUCUGCCCCUGCCCCCUUAGCCCUAUGAACAGACCACACUUUCCUGCUGGAGUAGCCAGAUGGUUAGCUCCUUUGGUUCUGAGAGGGCUUGGUCCUUUGGUUCUGAGAGAGUGACUGCCGUGCCCACCUCCUCCCAGACCCCCCAGGUGGAAUGCAAACCCACCUGACUGCUUUCCCCAGGUGCCUCUGAGAAGUCUCGUGUAGGCCCUGGGCAUGGACUGAGCUGCGGUGGUCACAGCUCGAGGCCCACAGCCUUCCGCCGAGUCUUUAACAAGCGUCGCUGGGCACUUGCUGUGUAGCAGGCUCUGUACCGUAUGCUAUGCGUUCAGAAGUGAGUAAAGCACGUUCUUCCCUUCAUGCUCUUAACGACCGGUGGAGGAGACAGGUGUGUAAAAGCGUGCAGCGCAUCAAGUCCCUGCACUAGGUAGGAGGGUAUACGAACAGUAGCUUAGGGGUGAGUGAGUGGGGUGCUUGCCCGCCCAGGCUUACUGGGGAGGGCACAGUGGUCAGGGAAGCCGCCCUUCAAGCAGGGCCUUUAAACUGGGAAAACUCCACCAGUUUUUCGAUGAGUAGACUGGGAGAGGAGGCCGUGUGUGCAGAAAACAGCACGUGUAGUGUCAUGGUGGCGUGAAGCCGAUGCUGGGGCAGAAGGGAGGAGAGGGUGGGAGCGCGGGAUGAGGCUGGAGGGAGAGGUCAGGGCCAAAUCCAACAGGCCGUCACAUAGCAGGUGAGCAGGUGGCACCUGCCUCUGGGAGGCAGUGGGGAAGGGGCCUGUUUCAGACCUCACAGCAGCUGCCUGGUGCAGGGUGGACAGGGGCAGAUGCCGAUGGAGGAUGGGAGCAGUGACAUUGGGGCAGAGACCUAGAACAGUGGAUGGGCUGAAGCAGGGCCAUGGCAGGGCAAUAGAGAGGUUUAGGUGUAACCCAGGCAGGCCUUGGGACUGGUGGUGGACAGGAAGAGGUGGCAUCUCGGAGGCAAGGGGGGUGAAGGACGAGCAGUUUGGAGUUAGGCAGAGCUUGUGGUGCCUGAAACUUGUGGUUCCAGGCAGGAGUGAACCUUGGUGGGGACAGUUGUGUCCGGGACACAGAAAGGGGGAUGGUCAGUGAGAAGUCAAUGUGGGGUCCGAGCACAGGAAGGAGAUACAUCGUAGGAGACACGAGCUGGUCAGCCUCGGGGGCAACUCAGGACCAGGAGGCAGGGUUGGAAACAAGGGACUUCACUCUCUGGGCCUGAGGUACGUCAGCAGUUAGAGGGGGUUGGACCUGCCAGUACAUCUGCUUCUUAGAAGCAACUGGGCGUCCAAAGUGCAGACCCCCAGCCCAGCCCUCAGGUUCUGAUCCCACAGGUCUGGGUGGGGCCUGGGGUUUGUUUUUAAAGUUUUGGGCUCGGCUUCUGCAGUGAGCCAGGUCCCCACUGCACUGACGGGGCUGGGCAGGAAGCAAAGGGUCCAUAGCUUUGCCUCAGGCCUGUGGAGAUUCUCCAGCACACCGUCACAUUGCAUUCAUUCAUUCAACCAAUACUGAGCACCCAUCAAGUGUCAAGUGCAGGGGAUCCUGCAGGCCCUGCCCUCCAGAAGCUUACACUCUAGAGGAGCUCCCGGGCUUUGCCUCCUAACUUGAAAUCCCUCUGUCCACCUCAGGGGCGAUGGCAGGGCCUACUUUGCGCCAGACCUGGACCAGGCUGUUCUAAGUGUGGGGACUAAGUAGGAAGUUCCUUAAGUACUCCCCGCAGGGGAAUCUGAGCUGGCCAGGGCUGAGGAACCACUCUGGGCUCCUCAGCACACCUUUCCCGGACAACUGAGACGGAGGGAGACACUGCGUGGUGGUAGCAGCAGGAGGCAGGGAGGAGGCUAAGUGGGAAUGGGUGGGGCCCUGGGGUGAGGAUUCAGUGGCCGUGACCUCUGCUGAGGGCCUACUGUGUGCCAGACCUUGGACACAUUAUGUAUUUACCUUACCUCACAGAUGAGGAAACAGGCCCACAGAAUUAAGUGAUGUGUCCACCUAACAACAGGCAAGGUCAGGAUCUGAAUUGAGAGCUGACUCCAAAGGUCAGUGCCCUUAACCCUUGGACAAUGACACUAAAACAAGAUGUGGUUUGGCACCUGUUGGCCUACAGCGUCAGAAAAACAAACAAAAAUCCAACCUCAGCGUGGAGGUUUCUGGCCUAGUCCAGAGCUGGUGCCGAUGCUGAGCCCUGGAGCUAAUGCCCUUUGUGAGGUGGCCCUGGGAGUUGGCAAUAGGUUCCAUCCUUCUGCUGGGGGAGGGGCAGGCAGAAGCCGGCAUCUGGGACCUGAGUAGGAGAUGGUUCUCACCAUGCUGGGGUACCGCAGGCCGGGGCUGAGCCUCUUCCUCCUCUACCUCGUCCUGGCAGCUGCACUCCUCCACCCCCAGCCACUGAGGCCUCGGCGAUCUAUUCCUGAGGAAUUUUCUGCUCCCCUGGAACUCUCACAGCCACUGUCCGGCCUGGUGGAUGACUAUGGAGUCCGACCCAAGCACCCCUGGCCACGAGGGCCUCGACCCCUCCUCUCCCAGGCCCAGCAGCGCAAACGGGACGGGCCAGACAUGGCUGAGUAUUACGAUGACGCACACCUGUGAUGGAAAUCCCUUAUAAAGCUAUUCUGUGCAGCAAAGCCUUGGGCCUUCCUGGGAUGGCAACGAGCAGGGCAUAGGAGGGGCCCAAGCAGAUACACCCACUUCAGUCCAGACAGGAAAUGGCACUUUAAUAGUUGUGGCUAGGGUGACAGGACCAAGACGGGCUACAGCCAAGCAGCCAAGAGGCCUGCUAGCCCCAGGCCAGUCUGGAAGCCUCCUUUUCCUGCCGGGGCGGGGGCCCUGCUGCAGCUCUCUCCUUCCUGUGAGGCCUGCCUGCCAGGAGGCAGCGUGCCUGUGCGGUUGGUGGUGGAGCCAUCCAGAGGCCACACAAGUGGCAGAACUGGGAAUAGGGGCUGCACCUCCACCCACUGCCGUUUCCUUACUGGAAAGUCCUUGGGAGGUGGCUAGGCUCAGCCUGAGCUCAGGGGCUUCAGUUGGGGUUGGGAGCUGGGGGCUGGGUGGCACUCGCAGGUGGCAUGGGCUUCAUCAAGGCAGGAGCCAAUGGCCAGAGAGCCAGAGACCUGGCAGGGGAAGUGCGGCCCAGCAUGGCUCAGAACCCUCUGCUCCUGGGAUGGGCAUCCUUCCUGGCCAGAGGACUGA
Rhinolophus ferrumequinum (greater horseshoe bat) is the source of this 3661-nucleotide messenger RNA. RefSeq names its product Frey regulator of sperm-oocyte fusion 1 (gene FREY1). The transcript is spliced from 3 exons. Bases 2771 to 3064 code for a protein of 97 amino acids. NCBI's taxonomy places the organism in Eukaryota, Metazoa, Chordata, Mammalia, Chiroptera, Rhinolophidae. The record is from RefSeq and is a predicted model, not a curated record.